AGCGCUUGGCUUUCGCGGCCCCGCGGCUUCCAGGCGCGGGCGGGUGGGCCCGGCGGCGGGGACGGUAUGGCGCAGCUGGAGGGCUACUAUUUCUCAGCCGCCUUGAGCUGCACGUUUUUAGUGUCUUGCCUGCUUUUCUCCGCCUUCAGCCGGGCGCUGCGAGAGCCCUACAUGGACGAGAUCUUCCACCUGCCUCAGGCGCAGCGCUACUGCGAGGGCCACUUCUCCCUGUCGCAGUGGGAUCCUAUGAUUACUACCUUACCUGGCUUGUACCUGGUGUCAGUUGGAGUGAUUAAACCUGCCAGCUGGAUCCUCGGAUGGUCUGAACAUGUCGUCUGCUCCAUUGGAAUGCUCAGAUUUGUUAAUCUCCUCUUCAGUGUUGGCAACUUCUAUUUACUAUAUUUGCUUUUCAGAAAAAUGCAACCCAGAAACAAGGCUGCCUCGAGUAUUCAGAGAAUUUUGUCAACAUUAACACUAGCAGUAUUUCCGACACUCUAUUUUUUUAACUUCCUUUAUUAUACUGAAGCAGGAUCCGUGUUCUUUACUCUUUUUGCCUAUUUGAUGUGUCUUUAUGGAAACCAUAAAACGUCAGCCUUGCUUGGAUUCUGUGGCUUCAUGUUUCGUCAGACAAAUAUCAUCUGGGCUGCCUUCUGUGCAGGGCACAUCAUCGCACAGAGGUUAGCUGAAGCUUGGAAAACGGAGCUGCAGAAGAAGAAGGAAGAAAGGCUUCUCCCUGUUAAAGGACCAUUUUUAGAAUUCAGAAAAGUUCUUCAUUUCCUCUUGCUGUAUUGCAUGUCCUUUAAGAAUCUGAGCAUGCUUUUCUUUUUGACUUGGCCCUACAUUCUUCUGCUGUUUGGAUUUUGUGCUUUUGUAGUUAUUAAUGGUGGAAUUGUUGUUGGUGACCGGAGUAGUCAUGAAGCCUGUCUUCAUUUUCCUCAAUUAUUCUACUUUUUCUCAUUCACUGUCUUUUUUUCCUUCCCUCACUUACUAUCGCCUACCAAAAUUAAGGCUUUUCUUUGCUUAGUUUGGAAACGUAGAGUUCAAUUUUCUAUGAUUACUUUAGUCUUAAUAUUUUUGGUUUGGAAAUUUACUUAUGUUCAUAAGUACUUACUAGCAGACAAUAGACAUUACACAUUCUAUGUGUGGAAAAGAGUUUUUCAAAGAUAUGAGAUUGUGAAAUAUUUGUUAGUUCCAGCCUACAUAUUUUCUGGUUGGACUAUAGCUGACUCUUUGAAAUCAAAAUCAAUUUUUUGGAAUUUAGUGUUUUUCAUAUGCUUGGUUGCAUCUACAGUUCCUCAGAAACUACUAGAAUUCCGUUAUUUCAUUUUACCUUAUGUUAUUUACAGGCUUAACAUACCUCUGCCACCCAUAUCCAGACUUGUUUGUGAACUCGGUUGCUAUACAUUUGUUAAUAUUCUAACUUUUUAUAUCUUUCUGAACAAGACUUUUCAGUGGCCAAAUAGUCAGGACAUUCAAAGAUUUAUGUGGUAGUGUCAAGCUGUUUCCAUAAUGAGUAACUGAAUAAGUAAGAAUUAUGGGAUUUGUUUUAGGCAAAUCCAAGAGAGUUAAAUGUAAUGAACUGAGAAAGUUUAGGACCUGCCUCAGAAUCCUGAAUAAUGAGGAAAUAAAAUCUGGCGCACAGUUAUCUCAUGCUAUCUCUGAUAGUGCUAGCUACUUAGAAACCUUGGAAUUUUUUUUAUAUUUGCAACUUCAGAGAGCUGAGUAUGCAUCUUAGCACUGGACUGAUUCCUCUAGAAAAGAAAAGUAUUGAGAGCAUAUUUACAAGUGAUCCAGCAGAAUUUCUAAUUGGAUAGUUGCUGGAUGUUUUAGUAAAUAUAAUUUCAAUUUUGAAUUAGAACAGAUUGACAGAGUGAAUUACAAACCAUGGGUUCAAAAAAUAUUUAUCUAGGAAUCAGGUUGUUUUUGUUUAUUAUAUGAAUGGUAAAGCUGUUUCAACUAAUUCCUAAGAUAAAUUAUAUAAAGGCCAAAGAUAAAUUGUGUUGAUUAUAAUAUCUUUUAGAAACUUUUCUUUCGGAAAUAAAUUGCUAUACUAAUUAUUUAGCAAUGCUGAACUAACAUUACUUCAAAUUUGAUGGCAUAAAAAAAUGCUUGCAACUUACAGAGAAUAGAAUCUGAAAUUGAAUUCUUGCAGAAUUGGUUCAUUCCAAAGACUGAGAGAAUAGCAUUCUCAUAUUACUCCUCUUUUCUAGUGGCUCUCUAGGUUCCUUAUUUUUGUACACAUCACUUCGGUCUGCCUCUGCCUUCACAGGGCCUUCUAUACUGACUCCACACAACAGGACAGUACUGUUAGAUUUAGGACCCACUCUAAUUCAGGAACGCUUAACCUGGAGACUCUUAAUUAUAUCUACAAAAAUUCCUUCUCCAAGUAAGGUCACAUUCAUAAGGGUCUGGAUAGACAUCAUUUUGUGGGACAUAAAAACAAUGACUUCUGAGGUGAUAAAUGUAAAUAAAAUUGGCAUUUGACUCUGUUGCCAAAAAAAAAAAGAAGAAGAAAAGGUGAGAAAGUACUUGAUCUGAGUUGUCAGGUUUUUAGGUUUUGGUUCUGUGUUCAUUAUUUUCAGUGUAUUCAUUAUUUUUACCAUUCCAUUUUAUUUAUUUUCAUCAUGUUAACUUUGAUAUGUAAAUUAAAAUUUUAAAUAGAA
Messenger RNA from Jaculus jaculus (lesser Egyptian jerboa), 2663 nucleotides. RefSeq names its product ALG10 alpha-1,2-glucosyltransferase (gene Alg10). Gene Ontology annotation, cellular component: endoplasmic reticulum. NCBI's taxonomy places the organism in Eukaryota, Metazoa, Chordata, Mammalia, Rodentia, Dipodidae. The record is from RefSeq and is a predicted model, not a curated record. Gene Ontology annotation, molecular function: dolichyl pyrophosphate Glc2Man9GlcNAc2 alpha-1,2-glucosyltransferase activity. The transcript is spliced from 3 exons. Gene Ontology annotation, biological process: dolichol-linked oligosaccharide biosynthetic process; protein N-linked glycosylation. The coding region runs from base 67 to 1491 and encodes 474 amino acids.